CACGUUCAGUCAAAUGAUGAAAAAAAAGUAGUCUUUAGUCAAGUAUACCAUUUUCAGCUGCAUUGUCAGCUGUCAGUUUCAAGUGCCGACAUACCUGGACACUAUUUAAGCACCAUACACGACAAAUACCUGAUUUCCUUGCUCAUAAACAGUAUUCUUAGCGGCAUUCCGUCAUACAUCAUUCCCCUGGCAGCUCGGCCUGCGCAGUCUGAACGUGUAUGCGCCAUUUUGUUGUUCAACAAAGAAAGAGGAAAACGUGAAAUUGGCAGAAGCAUACAAGCAUAGCAGCCACAAAUCCGAUAAAAGCAUCUAAAGAAAUGGAGGCGACACUCAGCUCGGGCGGGUCCAAUGCUUCGAGCGAGUGCGCCAUGGACGGGGGAACGAAUCGCUGUCGAGGCCUAGACAACGGCAACGGCACUUGCACCCUCAGCCAGGAGGUGAAGGAUCUGUAUAGAUCCCUCUACACGGCCUCCAAGCAGCUGGACGACGCCAAGAAGAAUGUCCAGACCGUGGGCCAGCUGUUUCAGCAUGAGAUCGAGGAAAAGCGCUCGCUUCUGGUGCAGCUGUGCAAGCAGAUCAUCUUCAAAGAUUACCAGUCGGUGGGCAAAAAGGUGCGAGAGGUAAUGUGGCGACGCGGUUACUACGAGUUCAUUGCCUUUGUGAAGAAGAGCUGGCACAAGCAGGGACUGGACGCGGCCACCGCCCAGGAGAACAUGCAAAAGUUGGAGCGAUUCCUUUGCGCGGGCAUUUUCAACUACAAGCGUCUGUCCUCCCGCAUGGAGGAGAUCUAUGACCUGGACCUCAAAUACCUUAUUGAUUUCUCCAUCAUCAGUGACGGCUACAUAAGUGACAUGAUCGGCGACUCCAAUGAAGUCUCACAUGCUGGCACUCAGGCGGUGGACAAGAGCCUGGAGGCGGUGUCCUUUGCCCUGGAUACCAUUCACUCAUCGCUACUCAGCCUUGGGGAUCUACAUCGCUACUUCCUCGACUUUCGCAUCGAGAGCAAGCUGAGCAUCAGCAAGGAGCAGGUGGCAAAGUACUAUUUAGAGGCAUUCAAGCUUAACCCGGCCAUCGGAAUGGCCCAGAACCAACUGGGAACACUGUACUAUGGGCAGAAUUAUGACCUAGACUCUACCUACCACUAUCUCUACUCUCUUGUGUGCAUCAAACCUUUCGAAUUGAGCGAAAAUAACCUGAACAAGUUGUUUGCCAAACACACCGAAUAUCUAGAGAAGAUAGAUCCGGAGAAGCUUGAAUUCAGUAUCGAGGACUUCUUCGCGCGCUUCUAUCUCAUUGUGGACAUCUUCUUCUUCGACAAGGAGGUGCCGGACUUCACCGCCCUUUGCCACUGCGUCCUCAUUGACCUCCGCAAGAUCCUCUGCUCCCAGCAUCUACACGUCACUGAGCCAAGCAUCUUCAAGAUAGUUUCUAUUCUGUUCUUCUGCCUUUCCAAGCUCAAAAUGAUCAACUCGCCGAAAGUGUUCUCGCUGCAUGCCUUUUUGGUGGCUGCCUGCUCCGACCUAAUGGACGCCUGCAUCGUCAGCAUCGAACAGACGAUCCUGGCUCGCGCCGCCGACAACGAGCGCUUCCAAGCUGUGUACGAACAGCGCUUCCAGGAGUUCGAUACGGUAGUGCGCAAGUCUCGUAACGAGUACAAGAACUGGCUAGCCGCCGUCGGCGAGUGCGAACGCAAGGACAAAAAGCUUGUGCCUCCCCGACCUCACUCACUGAAGGAUUUUAGCUCCGACUCGCGGGAAAGCCAGCACUCUGGGGAAGAGGCAAAGACCCAGGAGGCAGCCGACGGCGACAAGGUCGGCGAGGCAGUUUCCACGCGCUCCAGCGACGAAGCGAAGGAGUCCGACCUGAAGACCCCGCUCUCGUGCAAAAGCAAGCGCCGUGGAAUGCGCCUUCGUCGGCGACGUCGUAAGAUCGCUCAGUCCGACGACAGCUCGUGCUACGACAGCGAAAGUGAGUUGGACACGGACUUCUACAGCGAUGAGGAGGAUUACACAGAUCUGAGCUCGAAUUUCGACACCGAUUUCAGUGACAUCGAUGCAGCCGAUCCAGGAGAUCCUCCGUGCGGAGAGGAGCCUUACGAAUCAGCUUCUUAUAACAAGAAGGAGCGCAAGUCUGGCGGUGGUGGCGGAGUAUAUUCGGAUAACGAAGAUGUGGUCAUUGAGGAAGAAAAGCUCGUGUACCCCGAUGAUGUGGAGGAGCGUCGUCCCAACUCUCAGGAAGUGGACUCCGAAGAAUUAUUGCGUAGCUUUGAAGUGCUGCAGCUGAACUUUAAGAGCGCCGAAGAGUCCCAGACCAAGAAGUCAGAAGAGGGACAAGGCUCACAAACUGCAGCACCAGCUCCCCUCAUUAGCUACUCGGAGCCGCCGAAAAAGUUGGUUUAUCGCAACAAGUACACAAAAAUCAAUCCAAACAUCAUCAUCGACUGUCUGCACAAUGAGCCGACGAUCAGAGCACUAAAAAUGCUCUUCGACUGGCUCCGCAUCAAUCCGGAGAUACUCAUCGGUUGCUAUCACUCGAAUCCGGAGUUCGUGCACAAGAUUAUGAAGCUGCUGAACUACUGCAAUAUCGACGUCUUUACCAGGAAGGUUUACUUUGAACGCGAACUGCUGACCACUACCAACGUACGCGAUUCCCUCGUCGAACUAUUCGAUGUGAGGGCCAAUGUCCCGCUCACUGAGGACUUUGCCUUCAAGAACUUCGACAUCUUCCAGAGCACCCAAAUCACACUAGACUGGGAGACAAUCAUAAGAGAGCGUGUCACAGCCCAAGAGGAAUCGAUCCUCCGUAUUUUCAAAAUGGUCGAUUUCGGAUUCUUCAUCUGCAAACAGAAGAAGUUCAACUACAGAUUCUGUGUGAAAACGCGCCGCUUCACUGAGACCCAGAAAAAGAAGCAGCGCGAGGAGAUGAAGGGCGGCGGAUCGCGUCGCCGCGAGCGCCGCACUGCUCCGAAAACCAACCGAACCAAGAGGAACGAGGGACGCACUCGUCGUUACUCCGAUCGCAAGAACGGCAUUGUCCGCAAGAGCUACACCAGUAACGAGGAAAAGGACACCGUGGAGGAGUGCCGCAAGGUGCCGCGCAAGGGUUAUUUACGAAACCGCAAUGCCGAGAAGGCAGCUGCUGUCAUUGCGAGUGCCACAAGUACCUCGGUGGCCGGCGGCACCUCGGCUUCUACCACUACCAACAGUGUCAUCGAGAAACUGAACGUGCAAUCCAGUUCGGGGGCCGACGAGGAGCGUUCGGAGGCCAUGUCGAAGAAGUGCGAGCUCAUGGGCAAACUCUGGCUGCAAAAUGAGGUGGAGACGCUCGAGGAGGAGCUACGCGACAGUCCCGCCCACGUAGUGAUGUCCCCAUUUGUAGUGGUUGACUCGAAGGCACUGACCGAGUACAAUGGCAUUGUCAAGUCGCUGGUGAGGACGAAGAAGUGCAUUGUCCUCAUUCCAAAUGCAGUGCUCAAUGAGCUGGAUGACUUGAAGAAGCGCAGCGAGAACGUUCGCCAUGUCAUCCGUUGGCUGGAGCAGGAAUUCAAGCACGGCAACCGUCACUUGCGAGCUCAGCGCGAUAACGAAAGCCAACCGCUGUCCCUGUUGAAGAUAUCUCGCAAGAUGGAUCGUGAAGCUUCUGCUUUCCUACAGAUUGCCCAGUUCUGCAAUCACCUGGUGGCCAACCAUGCCGAUCCGCAGGUCAGCGAGCUGCAAAAGAGCGUCGUCACCUACUUGUCGGGCGAUAAUCUGCACGAGAAGAACCGCCAGCAGCAGAACUUCAGCUACACCGGUAUCCUCGACUCGAUACCCGUGCGCUAUGCCCAAAUCCAUAGCUUCUACGCCAAGUUUAAGGCCAACAAAAAAUGAGGUGGCCUGAGUACAGCGGCAACGGUAGCGGGCGCUAAGGCGGCAAAGCGGCAAAGGCGACUACAGACCAGAUGCAAUUCAAGCAAAAAACGGGUGCAGGCGAGCGAGUUCUCUCUGUACAAGCAUACAUCGACAUGGAGUUCCACAAAGUUAACGACAGCCGGCGAAGAGCGACGGCAAAACCAAACCAGCAAUCGCUGCUGCAGCCUCGGUUGUGUGUGCAGCCGUGUUUCCCCUUAAACAAAACUGACACUUAUACCAUCAGUGGGUGAGCACGAUCCCAUUCGCCCAGCCCAGCCCAAGCAGCAGCAGCUUUGCGCGGAAUUUGCUUGUUGUUGUGUUUAGGACCAAACCAAACAAAAUACCAAUCAAAAUCGUUCACUUUCAACUCGAUGGCAACAAUGAUGACAACCCCCAGCUAGUGUUACAAGGACAAAUGGCAACGACUAAAAUAUAACAAAAAUGAAAAAAGGAAAAAACGUAAAAAAAAUAAUAUAUGUUUCAGGGAUAACCUUAUUGCAGGCGAGUGCCUAAGUGGUUCACGGUCAAGAUAUCUUCGUGAGGAAGCCAUGAGAAAGGAAAGCAAGCGGUAUAGCGGAUGGAUAGUCUUGGAUACGCUUCCGAGAGUUCGCCUUUCCUGCAUCGAGCUGAAUUCAGUGGUUCCCGUGACUCUUCAUCUUUUCUGCAGUGUUUAUGUUUCGUUCUCGGUUACGCAGACGGAGCAAAAUUUAUUUUUUCACUCUCAGAACUUGGUGACCGCGUGAUCAUCUUAAUAAAAACAAUACACACAUACUUACAUUAUAAUGGAGACCUAAAAAUAAUCUCGUUCGUCGUACCCCCAACAAUACAAUUUCCUCCCAUUAAGAAAUAACACAAAUGCCGCACAUAUUUAAACAAACUUCUGCAUCACUUUAACUUUUCCCAAAAUUGUGAGCUUGUUAAAUUUGUUUGAAUAAAUAAAACGCCCAACCACA
Drosophila serrata is the source of this 4843-nucleotide messenger RNA. It is a transcript of the gene Smg5, whose product is annotated as Smg5 nonsense mediated mRNA decay factor. Gene Ontology annotation, molecular function: telomeric repeat DNA binding; telomerase RNA binding; protein binding. Lineage: Eukaryota; Metazoa; Arthropoda; Insecta; Diptera; Drosophilidae. Gene Ontology annotation, biological process: nuclear-transcribed mRNA catabolic process, nonsense-mediated decay. Gene Ontology annotation, cellular component: telomerase holoenzyme complex. The record is from RefSeq and is a predicted model, not a curated record.